GAAGAAUAAAAUCCUGGACAAAAUUUCAAUCGGGUUACUUCCUGCAACUUACUGACUCUGCGCCUGUAGAGACCAUUUGGAGGAGACUUGUAUAUACGUAUCCCAGCCCGACGCAUUACGGGAUCAAUGUCUUCAUAUGAUGUGCUUGUCACCGGUUCAGCAGGCCACCUCGGCACUGCUCUCAUGCUGUCCCUUCCUUCGCUCGGCUUCACUCCUUUUGGCAUUGAUAUCCUGCCUUCCUCCACCACCACAAGUGUAGGAUCGAUUACGGAUCGAGCUUUCAUCGCCUCCAUCUUCAAGUCCCAACCCAUCAAGCAUGUCCUCCACCCUGCAACAUUGCACAAGCCGCACAUCUGCAGCCAUAAAAACGAGGACUUCGUCUCAACAAAUAUUCUCGGAACGCUAGUCCUCCUCGAAGAAUCAGCCAAAUACAGCCACCGGAUCGAGAGCUUCGUCUUCUUCAGCACGACCAGCACAUUCGGCAUGGCACUAAGUCCCAAGCCGGGAUUCCCCGCCGCAUGGAUCGACGAAACUGUCGUCCCUGAGCCCAAAAACAUUUACGGCGUGACAAAAGUCGCAGCGGAGGAUCUCUGCGCCCUGAUCCAGAAGCAGAGUGGCAUGCCGGUGCUGGUUCUCCGUACGAGCCGCUUUUUCCCCGAGGAGGAUGACGACGAGGGACGCCGCGCGGCCAUGGGCGAUGAGAACUUGAAGGUUUUGGAGCUUGCGUAUCGCAGAUGCGAUAUUGAGGAUAUUGUGCGGGCGUCGGUCUGCGCGAUGACGAAAGCGAGGGAUAUUCGCUGGGGGAAGUACAUCAUCAGCGCGCCGCCGCUCUUCAGGAAUGAUGCGAACACGCUCGACAGGCUUAACCGGAACCCGGAAGAGGUGUUUAACGAGAUGUGUCCGGGAUUAGGGGCUGUGUUUGAGCAGAAAGGGUGGAAGCAUCUUCCGAGGAUUGAUCGGGUGUAUGAUUCUAGCAAGGCGAUGAGGGAGCUGGGAUGGGAGCCACAGUAUACAUUUGAGAAGACCGUGGAGAGGUUGGCAAUGGGUGGAGAAUGGAGGAGUGAAUUGACGGCGAAGGUAGGCAGGAAGGGGUACCAUGCUGUGAGCACUGGGGUGUAUACAAAGCGAUAGACUUUAUAUCAGAAGUAGAGGUUAUCACAUCAUACCCUCUUUCCAGAAAAAGACGAGCAAUGACAGAAGAUCGGAUUUGACCGCGUUCUUUUGCUGAUUUAUGACGGUGAAGAGGGAGGCGGAUAUCCAAGCCAGACACCACUCGUUAGCUGUCAGAAUUGGUAUAUUGAAAUCGUCAAAGCCCUGAUGGGAGCAGAAGUUGAUGUUGGAUCUAACACUGAGGCUGAACACUGCGUUGUUUACUGUCAGAAGAUGGAUGCAUGGACCGGUCCCAGCCCUUUCCCAUAGCCUUCUAGUGUUCUCUGGUACAUAUUCUCCGAAUCCAC
Molecule: messenger RNA, 1457 nt
Organism: Aspergillus novofumigatus IBT 16806
Lineage: Eukaryota; Fungi; Ascomycota; Eurotiomycetes; Eurotiales; Aspergillaceae
Product: NAD-dependent epimerase/dehydratase family protein
Exons: 1
Coding region: 127-1131 (334 amino acids)
Molecular function (GO): dTDP-glucose 4,6-dehydratase activity
Source: RefSeq, a predicted model, not a curated record